This is a messenger RNA of Chenopodium quinoa (quinoa), 1036 nucleotides long. RefSeq names its product mitochondrial import inner membrane translocase subunit PAM16 like 2-like. The record is from RefSeq and is a predicted model, not a curated record. Lineage: Eukaryota; Viridiplantae; Streptophyta; Magnoliopsida; Caryophyllales; Amaranthaceae. Gene Ontology annotation, cellular component: TIM23 mitochondrial import inner membrane translocase complex. The transcript has 4 exons. Bases 431 to 781 code for a protein of 116 amino acids. Gene Ontology annotation, biological process: protein import into mitochondrial matrix.
UACAUGGACAGUAUUGUGGGAAAUAGUUUUUAAACCAAUUUAUAUAAGAAAUUAAUUUGUAUUUUAGCAUUAUUCGGAGAAAUCGCUCUACUACAAACUAUUCCGUAUAAUUUUUUUAUUUUUUUUUAUUUUUUAUUUUCACAUCCCAACUAGCAUAAUUUCUUGUGAUACAAGACACAAACGAGAGAAAAAAAAAAAGACACAAAUUGGCAAAUUGAUACCUUCGUUUCUUCUCUACCGCCAUAGGCAGCCAACUUCCCGAACUCAAAACUUUUAAAAAAAACCCGGAAGAACAAAAAAAACCAAAAAAAAAAGAAAAAAACAGGGGAGAAAACCUAAUUAUACUUCUCUCUCCUAUAUUCUGAAAUUAACCUGUAUUUUUCAGCUCUACUCAGUUAUUCAGAGAGUCUGAGAUUAAUUAAAGCCAAAUAUGGCAGCAAGAAUACUCGCUCAAGUUCUUGUGAUGGGUUCUGGGAUGUUAGUUCGGGCCGUUGCUCAAGCUUAUCGUCAAGCUAUUGUUAAUGCGUCUAAAACUGGUACUGCACAAGAAGCAAUGCAGAACACGGUUCGUAAAGCAAGUCGGGCUCUCACAGAGCAAGAAGCAAGACAGAUUCUUGGAGUCCCUGAAAAUGCCGCUUGGGAGGAAAUUGUGAAAAAGUACGACGUUUUAUUUGAGAGGAAUGCUAAGCAAGGGAGCUUUUACCUUCAAUCAAAGGUCCAUCGAGCAAAGGAACAGCUGGAGAGUGUAUAUCAAAACAAAGGUCAGGGUUAUUCUUGUUAAAAAGCUUGGUUGGAUCUUCAUUCCCGCAGGCAGUGCUGCUUUGCCUUAACAUAGAAUAUUUUUAGUUAGAAUGGUAUUGUUUGAACAACAUUCAUUCUUUCUUGUAACUAGUGUGCCAUUGCCCCAUCAAUCUGAAUAUCUGUGGCUACUUGUUGCAUAAAAAUUUCGAGAGUAGUUGCUUUCGAGUGGCCAAAAUAAUGUAUGCACGAUCUAUUUUUUUUCUUAUUAAAAGUUUCAAAUGAUGUCUUAUCUGAA